Komagataella phaffii GS115 is the source of this 1827-nucleotide messenger RNA. Its product is annotated as Dihydroxyacetone kinase, required for detoxification of dihydroxyacetone (DHA). NCBI's taxonomy places the organism in Eukaryota, Fungi, Ascomycota, Pichiomycetes, Pichiales, Pichiaceae. The record is from RefSeq and is a predicted model, not a curated record. The transcript has a single exon. The coding region runs from base 1 to 1827 and encodes 608 amino acids. Gene Ontology annotation, molecular function: glycerone kinase activity; ATP binding. Gene Ontology annotation, biological process: glycerol catabolic process. Gene Ontology annotation, cellular component: cytosol.
AUGUCUAGUAAACAUUGGGAUUACAAGAAAGAUCUGGUACUCAGCCAUCUGGCUGGAUUAUGUCAGUCCAACCCCCAUGUAAGGCUAAUUGAGUCCGAAAGAGUCGUCAUCUCCGCCGAGAACCAGGAGGACAAGAUUACCUUGAUCUCUGGUGGAGGUUCAGGACACGAGCCUCUACAUGCUGGCUUUGUCACCAAGGACGGUCUUUUGGAUGCCGCUGUGGCCGGGUUCAUCUUUGCCUCGCCAUCUACUAAACAGAUAUUUAGCGCAAUCAAAGCCAAACCUUCGAAGAAGGGAACUUUGAUCAUCGUCAAGAACUAUACAGGAGACAUUCUUCACUUCGGUCUUGCCGCCGAAAAGGCCAAGGCCGAAGGUCUCAACGCAGAACUGCUGAUUGUUCAGGACGAUGUCUCUGUUGGUAAAGCCAAGAAUGGCCUGGUAGGGCGUAGAGGUUUGGCUGGAACUUCUUUAGUGCACAAGAUUUUGGGUGCCAAAGCUUAUUUACAAAAGGACAACCUGGAAUUGCAUCAGCUGGUCACUUUCGGUGAGAAGGUCGUUGCCAACCUGGUUACAAUUGGUGCUUCCUUGGACCAUGUCACCAUUCCAGCCAGAGCAAACAAACAGGAGGAAGAUGAUUCAGAUGACGAGCACGGCUACGAAGUGCUAAAGCACGAUGAAUUUGAAAUCGGAAUGGGUAUUCACAACGAACCAGGUAUCAAGAAGUCGUCGCCAAUUCCAACAGUAGACGAAUUGGUGGCUGAGCUACUGGAGUACCUUCUUUCGACUACCGAUAAGGACCGAAAUUACGUCCAAUUUGACAAGAAUGAUGAAGUUGUGCUACUGAUCAAUAACUUGGGAGGAACCUCAGUGUUGGAAUUGUACGCUAUUCAGAACAUUGUUGUCGACCAACUGGCCUCCAAAUAUUCCAUUAAACCAGUCCGCAUUUUCACUGGCACUUUCACCACAUCACUGGAUGGGCCCGGUUUUUCUAUCACUUUAUUGAAUGCUACCAAGACAGGAGAUAAAGAUAUCCUAAAGUUUUUAGACCACAAGACUAGUGCCCCUGGCUGGAACUCCAACAUAUCAGACUGGUCUGGCAGGGUUGACAAUUUUAUUGUGGCUGCCCCAGAAAUAGACGAAGGAGACAGUUCAUCUAAGGUAUCUGUUGAUGCUAAGCUGUAUGCUGACCUUCUGGAGUCUGGUGUGAAGAAGGUCAUUUCAAAAGAGCCAAAGAUCACAUUGUAUGACACUGUUGCAGGAGAUGGUGAUUGUGGUGAAACGUUGGCGAAUGGUUCCAAUGCCAUUUUAAAGGCUCUGGCUGAAGGAAAGCUUGAUCUCAAAGACGGUGUUAAAUCACUGGUGCAAAUUACAGACAUCGUGGAAACUGCCAUGGGUGGAACAUCUGGAGGUCUGUACUCCAUUUUCAUCAGCGCUUUAGCAAAGUCUUUGAAAGAGAAGGAACUUUCCGAGGGUGCCUACACACUGACCCUUGAAACGAUCUCUGGAUCCUUACAGGCAGCACUUCAGUCUCUAUUCAAAUACACAAGAGCACGUACUGGAGACAGAACUCUUAUUGACGCUUUGGAGCCAUUUGUAAAGGAAUUCGCCAAGUCUAAGGAUCUGAAACUUGCAAACAAAGCUGCCCAUGAUGGUGCUGAAGCCACAAGAAAGCUCGAAGCCAAGUUUGGAAGAGCAUCUUAUGUUGCCGAAGAAGAGUUCAAACAAUUCGAAAGUGAAGGUGGACUACCUGAUCCUGGUGCUAUUGGUCUUGCCGCUUUGAUUUCAGGAAUUACUGAUGCAUACUUCAAAUCUGAAACCAAGUUGUAG